This is a messenger RNA of Funneliformis mosseae, 585 nucleotides long. The record is from the annotation of a GenBank genome assembly. Lineage: Eukaryota; Fungi; Glomeromycota; Glomeromycetes; Glomerales; Glomeraceae.
AUGGUUCUAAAGUAUGGAUAUGUGAUAGGUGAACAAGUCAAUAAUACAACUGCAACAGGGGGGAAAAUUAUUACUCCUGCAAAAACACCCGAAGUGAUUAGUCUUUCUGUCGUAAAUUCUUCAAGAUUCUUGAUCCUUGGAACUAAACCGGAAAUCCUUGAAUGGCUUCGUGAACAUUCUCACAUAAAACUCGAAGUUCAUCUAUUUGAUGACGACAAAAUUGAAGCGUCACACAUUCACAUUCCAGACAUAGUAACCGAUAUUUUACCAACGUUAGAUCUUACUGGUAAUUCUCAGCAAAGAUCUUUUAUUGAUUAUAUUAACCCUCUUCAUCAUCCAGAUCCUUCAGAUGAAGAGGUUCGCCUUGAAUUUCGUCCUCAAAAUCCAAAAAUUGAUGAUAAUAGUGAACCUUACAUUCGACUUAUUGUAAAAAGAAGUUCUUCACUUGGUGAAAUUGUUGAUGAGUUGCAACUAAAAUGGGAUUCGAUGGUAUAUCCGAGUGUUUGGGAUAAUUUUAAAAAGAUUACUAGUUCUUUAUUAAAUGAGGAAAAUGAUACACUUGAUUCUGUUGUUGAUGAUUCUUGA